Nicotiana tabacum (common tobacco) is the source of this 2523-nucleotide messenger RNA. RefSeq lists its product as uncharacterized. NCBI's taxonomy places the organism in Eukaryota, Viridiplantae, Streptophyta, Magnoliopsida, Solanales, Solanaceae. The record is from RefSeq and is a predicted model, not a curated record.
UUCAAUUUUUGGGCCUUUGGCUUUCUCAAUUCUUUACUGUCUGCACCUUUGCUUAGUUACUGUCAUUCAUUAAUAUCACCGAACAAAUUUUUAAGGCUUCUCUAGUUUCUUGUCUUCUUCCUUUAACCCAAUAGAUUCUUGCUUUUCAUUUAAAUUGACAAUAUCCUCUUCCUCCUAUUUGCCUCUAGAUUUUUCACUCCUCACUCCUUUUCUUUCCAAACCAUUCUUCAUCAGUUUCUAGUUGGAUUUUUUGGGGUCACUUUAAUUUUUGAAAAGUUCUAAUCUUUUAGCAUUUUGAAGGAUUUUGUGGGGGUUAUCUUUUUGAGAGUAUUGGCUAAGAAGGGGCAUUUUCAAAGGAAUAAUGUCAGCCAAGAAUAAACAAAUUUCUUGACUACCUUUUUGGUAUUCAUGGAGGUAGAAAAAGAUGGUGUCUUUGGUAAAAGAUUAGUUUUUUAGAAAUUUAUCUGACUAUAAAUAGAGGAAAAGAUAGUGUCUUUGGAAAAAAAAAAUCAGUUCUUUUUAGGAUGUUAAAGCUUUGAACCAUGAAAUUCUUGGUAAAAAGAUAGGGUCUUUGGGAAAAGGUCAGUUCUUUUAGAAAGUUAUCUGACUACAAUAGAGGAAAAGAUAUAGUUUUGAGGAUAUUAAAGCAUUGAAGGGCGAAAUUGUUGUAAAUGGGGGAGAAGAAGAAUAUGCCAGCAGUUUGGUUUUCAUUGAAGAGGUCUUUGCAUUGUAAAUCAGAGCCAUCAGAUGUUCAUGACCCAAAGACAAGGAAGCAAUUAAGCACAAUUUUGACUAGAAAAGGAGGAGGGUCAAGGUCAGGUUGUUCAAGGUCUAUAGCAAAUCUCAAAGAUGUAAUCCAUGGAAGCAAAAGACACUUAGAAAAACCUCCAAGUUGUAGUCCAAGAUCUAUUGGUAGCAGUGAGUUUCUUAAUCCAAUAACUCAUGAAGUUAUUCUGAGUAAUUCAAGGUGUGAGUUGAAAAUCACUAGUUUUAAUGGUUUUCAAGAAAGUGGGGGUGGGACUAAUGGCUCAACUUUUGUGGGUACUUUGAGACCUGGUACACCUGGUCCAGGAGGGAACCCUACAAUGCAUUAUUUCAAUUCAGGUUGUAGGAAUUCAGUGGCAACUCCUACAAGGAGAAGUGCAUCUUUUCUUGUUGAUAAAGAAAGUUCUGCUAAUUUUGGAGGAGGACAUAGUUUUCCUUGUAAAACUACUAGGCAUUCACUUGAUAAUGAUGUUAAUGGAACUUCAGGGGUCACAUGUCAUAAGUGUGGAGAGCAAUUUGGAAAAUGGGAAGCUCUUGAAGCACAUCAUCUUUCUAAGCAUGCUGUGAGUGAGCUUUUGGAGGGUGAUUCUUCAAGGAAGAUAGUAGAAAUAAUCUGUCGUUCAAGCUGGUUAAAAUCCGAGAGCCACGUCGGUCGGAUUGAAAGGGUCUUGAAAGUUCACAACACACAAAAAACUCUGGCUCGCUUUGAAGAAUAUAGGGAGAUGGUGAAGGUUAAAGCAAGUAAGCUCCCUAAGAAACAUCCUCGGUGUAUAGCUGAUGGAAAUGAACUUUUAAGGUUCUAUGGAACUACUUUGGAAUGUGGCCUUGGCAUGAAUGGAACCUGCAGUCUCUGUGUAUCCGAUAAAUGCUGCGUCUGUCGAAUUAUCAGAAACGGAUUCACCACGAAGAAGGAACUCAAAGGCGGGAUUGGUGUCUUCACCACUUCCACAAGUGCAAGAGCUUAUGAAUGUAUUGAGUUGAGUGAUGAUGAUCCAUCGUUAAGAAAAGCAUUGAUCGUCUGCAGAGUUGUUGCAGGUCGAGUGCAUAGGCCGUUGGAGAACAUUCAAGAAAUGGCUGGCCAAACCGGGUUUGAUUCUUUGGCUGGGAAGGUUGGUGUUUACUCUAACAUAGAGGAGCUUUACUUGCUUAAUCCUAGGGCUCUUCUUCCUUGUUUUGUGGUGAUUUGCAAAGCCUAAGGAAAAUAUAAGACAUGGUAGAAUGUCUAAAGCAGUAGUGAAAUUUUGUGUCGCGUAUAGGCUUUUCAACAUGUUCUUUUGCAGGAAACUUUGUUUCUUGGAGUCCAAAUUCUUGUUUCCUGCAAUUUCUGUAUCUGUUAUUACCAAAAUUUGGCAAAGCUAGAUUAUCCAAAAUUUCAGUGAUAGGUUUUUAUUCACUUUUUGGGAAGUGACUAACACUUUCUCUGUCUCUGGUGGUUGUUGGUUUAGUUCAUUACAUGCAUAGGGUAACAGAAUGCAGUUCUUUGUACAUAGUAUAAUAUGGACAACUAUAGAUUUGGGACCAUUUCUCAGCUUUUAGAAAUGAAUCCCUGAUGACAAAUGUGAGCAGUUUUGGACUAGGUUCUUGCGACUGCAAUUCAAAUGGUUGCAUAGAGAUUUAGAGGUUAUUAGAAGUGCUCAAUCACUGCAGUUUAUAGUAUUACUACGAUUUGUAUCUCUUUACAGUCCAGAAGUUUGUAAACUACGCGUCAAUGUGAAGCAAGUUAAGGUCUAUUAAAGGAAUUCUCACUGUUCACCUCGA